Messenger RNA from Penicillium taxi, 1674 nucleotides. RefSeq names its product calnexin (gene clxA). The coding region runs from base 1 to 1674 and encodes 557 amino acids. Gene Ontology annotation, biological process: protein folding. Gene Ontology annotation, molecular function: calcium ion binding. The transcript has 3 exons. The record is from RefSeq and is a predicted model, not a curated record. Lineage: Eukaryota; Fungi; Ascomycota; Eurotiomycetes; Eurotiales; Aspergillaceae. Gene Ontology annotation, cellular component: endoplasmic reticulum membrane; endoplasmic reticulum.
AUGCGUUUCAACGCCGCCAUUACGGCUCUGGCCCUCAUGGGCGCUGCCCAUGCCGAGGAGUCUGAAGCUAUUCCAGACGCUACCUCCGCUAUUGAGAGGCCCACUUUCACUCCUUCUGCCCUCAAGGCUCCUUUCCUUGAGCAGUUCACUGAUGACUGGGAGUCUCGAUGGAAGCCUUCCCACGCGAAGAAGGAGGACUCUAAGUCUGAGGAGGACUGGGCCUACGUUGGUGAAUGGGCUGUUGAGGAGCCCUCCGUCUUCAAGGCCAUUGAUGGCGAUAAGGGUCUGGUUGUCAAGAACCCAGCCGCCCACCACGCCAUCUCCGCCAAGUUCCCGAAGAAGAUCGACAACAAGGGCCAGACCCUGGUUGUUCAGUAUGAGGUCAAGCCACAGAACUCCCUUGUCUGCGGUGGUGCCUACCUGAAGCUUCUUCAGGAGAACAAGAAGCUCCACCAGGAGGAGUUCUCAAACGCUACCCCGUACGUGAUCAUGUUUGGUCCCGAUAAGUGCGGAGCCACUAACAAGGUACACUUUAUCUUCCGCCACAAGAACCCCAAGACUGGCGAGUAUGAGGAGAAGCACCUGAGCACUCCCACCGUUGCCCGCACCAACAAGGUCACCUCUCUCUACACUCUAAUCGUCCGACCCGAUCAGACCUUCUCUAUCCUUAUCAACGGCGAGUCUGCCAAGGAGGGAAGCCUCCUGGAGUCUUUCAGCCCUCCCGUCAACCCUGAGAAGGAGAUUGACGACCCCAAGGAUAAGAAGCCAACUGACUGGGUUGAGGAGAGCAAGAUUGAAGACCCUGAGGCUACUAAGCCCGAGGACUGGGACGAGGAAGCUCCUUACGAGAUUCUUGACGAGGAGGCUGAGAAGCCCGAGGACUGGCUAGAGAAUGAGGCCACUAGCAUCCCCGACCCCGAGGCUGAGAAGCCCGAGGACUGGGAUGAUGAGGAGGAUGGAGACUGGGUUCCCCCUACUGUCCCCAACCCCAAGUGCGCUGACGCUUCUGGCUGUGGAGAGUGGACCGUUCCUUUCAAGAAGAACCCUGAGUACAAGGGCAAGUGGUCUGCUCCUCUGAUUGACAACCCCGCCUACAAGGGUCCAUGGGCCCCGCGCAAGAUUGCCAACCCUGGCUACUUCGAGGACAAGACUCCCUCCAACUUUGAGCCCAUGGGCGCAAUUGGUUUCGAGAUCUGGACCAUGCAGAAUGACAUUCUGUUCGACAACAUCUACAUUGGUCACUCUGUCGAGGAUGCUGAGAAGCUCCGCCAGGAGACUUUCGAUGUGAAGUUCCCCAUCGAGACCUCCCAAGAGGAGGAUGCCGCGCCCAAGCCCGAGAAGCCCGCCCCCGGCACCACCGUUACUUUCUCUGAGGACCCGGUCACAUUCGUCCGCCAGAAAGUUGACUACUUCAUCAACCUGGCCAAGGAAGACCCUGUCAACGCCGUCAAGACCGUUCCCGAGGUGGCCGGUGGUCUGGUCGCCAUCCUUUUGACCUCCAUCCUCAUCAUCGUUGGUGCCAUUGGCCUCAGCAGCCCUGCCGCUGCCUCCGAGAAGACUGGCAAGAAGGCCGAGAGCACCGGCAAGGAGAAGGCCAGCCAGGCUGUCAGCUCUUCUACCGACACUGGCAAGGGCAGUGCCACCAAGCGCACCACCCGUUCCUCUGCCGAGUAA